Molecule: messenger RNA, 2037 nt
Organism: Blastomyces gilchristii SLH14081
Lineage: Eukaryota; Fungi; Ascomycota; Eurotiomycetes; Onygenales; Ajellomycetaceae
Exons: 8
Coding region: 1-2037 (678 amino acids)
Biological process (GO): lipid homeostasis; fatty acid beta-oxidation using acyl-CoA oxidase
Cellular component (GO): peroxisome
Molecular function (GO): FAD binding; fatty acid binding; acyl-CoA oxidase activity
Source: RefSeq, a predicted model, not a curated record
AUGUGCCGUCGACCUAAGAUGUGGGGUAAACAAACGGUGACCGAACGGGUAACAAGUGCUCCAGCUCAAGGUGAAGCUGCAAGAAAUAAUAUCGGUCUACCCCCCACAUUCCUGCAACCAGAAACCUCAGCUGUAGUAAAUAAUUACGCCCUUUCGGCAAAUUCCCAGUCCUCCAUGAUAAACGGGAUAAUUGGACAUACAAUGACGGACAAAGAUGAUUUCAGCGCUGCGUUGAAUCCAGCGGCGCCAGACGGAGCCACGAUCCUUGCAAACGAGAGAGCAAGGUCAUCAAUUCCAGUCGAGAAGUUCUCACGAUAUCUUCUGACCUCUAAGUACAUCGAGCAACAAAAUCGCAUUCUCAAGGCCAACCUCGCUCGUCCUGACCUCUAUAAGCUGGCGUUAGCCAGGGCGAAGCGGAUCCGCCAGCUCAAGGACAAGGUCGGAUGGGACGAUGACGAAUAUCAGAUGGCAGCAACCCUAUGCGAUGAUGUUCUCCCAUACUACCUCCACACGGCUAUUUUCAUAGCAACGGUGUUACAGCAGGGGAGCGCAGCGCAGAAGGUUUACUGGAUGCCCAAACUUGAGGCAUGGGAGGUUAUUGGGGCUUAUGCGCAGACUGAGCUGGGGCAUGGAAGUAAUGUUCGGGGCCUUGAAUUGGAGGCUAGAUGGGAUCCGAGGACAAAGGAGUUUGUGCUUCAUAGCCCGCAUUUGACUGCGAGUAAGUGGUGGAACGGCACAAUGGGCCGCACUGCGAACUAUGUCAUUGCUGUUGCGCAGCUACUGCUGCCUGUUUCCGGAUCCGGUGCAGAGACUAAAGUAGACCCUGAGACUGGCGAGUAUACCAAGCCAAAAAAUCCAGAAGUUGUGUACGGAUCUUUGACUCACGUCCGGGCUAAACUUGUCAUGGAAGCAAGACUGGCACUCGCCCGCGCCGUGACAGUCGCCGUCAGAUAUCUAUCCAUCCGACGCCAGUUCAAGGACAAAGAUGCACUUCAAGAUACGGCCCCGGAAAUAAAUGUGCUAGAUUAUCCUACAGUCCAAUUUCGAAUACUGCCUCUCCUAGCCACAACAUUUGCCCUCCACUACAGCGGAAAAGCUAUGGGGAAGCUCUACGAAAGGACUAGAAUAGACAUCGAAAGGAGCGGCGAUUUCGCAGCCUUGGCUGAACUCCACAGUACAUCUUCUGGCCUGAAGAGCCUGUGCACAGAUAUCAGUGCGAACGGCAUUGAAACAUGUCGACGAGCUAUGGGGGGCCAUGGCUUCGGAGGAGGGAGCGGUCUCGUCCAGCUUAACAACAACUAUCUCACCAAACCAACAGUUGAGGGAGAUAAUUACAUGAUCACCCAACAAGUGGCGCGGUAUCUGAUUAAGAAAGUGCGCGAGCUGGUAGAGAGGCCUAACAGCCAAGCGACAACGCGAACAGAGGAAAGUUUGAGGAGAUUUCUCGCCUCGAAGGAUACGAAACUUUACCUCAGCGUGCUUACGAGUGAUGAGGAUAUUGUAGAGGCAUUUGAAUGGAGAGCAGCAUAUCUCUCUUUCAAAGCAUAUGAAAAGCGUGAGAUCCAGAAACAAACAUGGAACAGUCUCCUCAUCGACUUCUACAGACUCAGCCGCGCCCACUCCCAAUCCAUCCUCGUCAUAAAGUUCUACAACGCCAUCAAUAACGACUCCAACAACAUCCCGUCCGCACAAACCCGCUCGACCCUCCGUGAUCUCUUCCGCCUCUUCGCGCUAAGCACCAUGGAGACCGAAGCGCGCGAAUUUUACAGCUGCGGCGCCAUAUCCAACGAGCACCUCGACGCGGUCACGCCGCGUGUCUUCGAUCUAAUGCAGCGCAUACGACCGCAUGUUGUCUCCCUCGUGGACGCGUGGAUUUUUUGUUGCACAGGCCGGUCCGAUGACAAAGUCUACGAAGAACUAUUCGAGUUGGCACAUCGGCAGAAUCCGUUGAAUGAGAUUAUCUUCAAUCCGGAUUAUCGGACUGAUGAGUUAGUUCUUGGUAGUGGGGAUGCUGGGCAGAUUUUAUCCAAGCUGUAG